This is a messenger RNA of Manis javanica (Malayan pangolin), 3333 nucleotides long. RefSeq names its product mitochondrial rRNA methyltransferase 3 (gene MRM3). Gene Ontology annotation, biological process: RNA processing. Gene Ontology annotation, molecular function: RNA methyltransferase activity; RNA binding. NCBI's taxonomy places the organism in Eukaryota, Metazoa, Chordata, Mammalia, Pholidota, Manidae. The record is from RefSeq and is a predicted model, not a curated record.
GCCGGCGCGCUGUCGUGACGCAACCAAAGCCGCAGGAAAGAUGGCGGCGCUGGUGAAGGGCUUAGGCUGCGCCACGCGACUGUUGCUGCCGGUGGUCCAGACUUGGGACCUGGACGCGCGGCGCUGGGUCCGGGCGCUGCGGCGGAGCCCCGUGAAAGUGCUGUUUCCAUCCGGACUGGUGGUGGGACGGAAGCCCGGUCCUGGGAAGCAGCCCUCGAAGGCGGCGGAUGAGGCCAGUCCUGAGUGGAAACGGAAGCAGCCGCCUCAGGUGCCCUCGUCCCAGACACCCAGCACCUGGGAAGAAUCGGGGCUUCGCUAUGAUAAGGCUUUACCUGGGGACCGAAGGCUGAGCAGUGUAAUGACAAUUGUUAAGUCCAGGCCAUUUCGUGAAAAGAAAGGGAAGAUCCUGCUGGAAGGCCGCAGGCUGAUUGCAGAUGCUCUUAGAGCUGGUGCUGUGCCAAAAGUUUUCUUCUUCAGUCGUCUGGAAUACAUAAAGGAGCUGCCAAUUGAUAAACUGAAAGGUGUCAGCCUCAUUAAGGUGAAAUUUGAGGAUAUCAAGGAUUGGUCCGACCUAGUAACACCGCAAGGAAUAAUGGGGAUUUUUGUCAAACCUGACCCUGACAAGAUAACAUACCCAGAGACUCAGCUGUGCCAUUCCCUGCCCCUAUUGUUGAUUUGUGAUAACCUCCGGGACCCUGGGAACCUGGGCACAAUUCUGAGAUCUGCUGCUGGAGCCGGCUGCAGCAAAGUAUUACUCACCAAAGGCUGUGUGGAUGCCUGGGAGCCCAAAGUUCUGCGGGCAGGUAUGGGUGCACAUUUCCAGUUGCCCAUCAUCAACAAUCUGGACUGGGAAACGGUGCCCAGCUACCUGCCCAACGACACCCGGGUCUAUGUGGCUGACAACUGUGGCCUUUAUACCCAGGCCCAGAUGUCUAGUAAAGCCAGUAACCAUGGCUGGGUUUGUGACCAGCGACUCUCUAAGUUUCACAAGUAUGAGGAGGAAGAGGAGGAGGACCAAGAAACUGGAGCCAGUAAAGACUGGCUUCCUGAUCUUGAGGUCCAGAGUUACGACUUGGACUGGACAGAGGCACCGGCAGCUGUGGUGAUAGGUGGGGAGACCCACGGCGUGAGCCUGGAGUCCCUGCAGUUGGCCGAGAGCACUGGGGGCGGGAGGCUGCUGAUCCCUGUCGUGCCUGGCGUGGACAGCCUAAACUCAGCCAUGGCUGCAAGCAUCCUGCUAUUUGAAGGGAAAAGACAGCUGCGGCUAAGGGCAGAACACUUGAGCGGGGACAGGAGUUACCACUGAGAGGGGAUGUGGCAGUGAGUCCUCAGUUUGAGGUUGUCUCCAGCUCCUCUGCAUUGUUAGGAGUCGGGCGGAGUCGGUACCUGGCUUCUGAGGUGUGUUCAGGAGGCAGAGGGUGGGCGUGAUGCUGUCACAUGGUUAUUAGAAAAAUAGGAAUUUCCAUUAAUUUUGCUUAUCCUCAGCAUUCUUCCUGAGAUCUCCCAUCUCCCCCAUGGUGUUUUAGUGUGUGCACAUAUAUAUAUAUUUUUAUACAUACAUAUAUAUACACAUGUGAAUGUGACAUUAACAGAUGAGCCACAUAGCUUUAUAUUGUAUGUUUUAAGAAUUGUCUGCCAAGGAGCAUUUUUGUGCCCAGAAAGUUCUGGAAGGCAUCAUCUUGGGCAGGAAGGACCAUCCCCUUUACAGCUAGCUGGUGGGUGUUUUUAGUCACUGAGCACUGGGUAUAGGCCAGGCCCAGUCACUCACUCCUGAUCACGGGUCAAUGGAAAACUGAAGUGUAGACCAGCAGAUUACAUUAAGAAGUUUUAUGUCAGCGGGUCUUAAUGUCUGUCUUUAAUCUCUGGCUUAGUGAUGAGGUCAUUGCUAGGGGGUGAGUGACUCAGGACGCUGGGGCUCCAUGUGAUGGCAUUUCAGAGCUUGCUGUUCCUUCGGCUUGGCCCCACCAGUCCCUGUGAUUGCUUGAUCAGGCCUUGACUUAAACAGCCAUUUUUUAUGUAAAACACGAUUUCUUUUCCCAUCUCUGGUGAAACAGCUGAUAGAAACAACUUAAUUCAGUAGAUGACAUUAUUCCUUCUUAGCUCCUCUGCACAUGUCUUUUUGGGGACUCUCUGUUCAGAAAUGGAGGGAAGAGUUUUAAAAUCUUGAGUUUAAUCCUGCAUCUGUCAGGAAAGCCAGACCCUUUCUUCUAGCUUCCUGCGGUUACUCCUACUUUAUGUAACACUUCUGGUUAAAUGUGAUGAGUUGAGGGACAUAUUUACAUUAAUACCCCCUCCUGCAUAGCUGAACAGAACUGUUAGGAAAAUGCCAGCAUUGCUGGACACCAUGUGAAUAGAGGGCUCCUGCGAGAGAGGAGAGGCUGAGGUUCUGGGAUGAGAGCCUGGGGCCCUUGCACCCACAACACUGCAGCAGGAUCCUGCUGUUCUCUAAACCCCAGGGGACUGGGCAGGCUGGAGCCUUGCCUACCAGGUGCCAACGAGAUGUAGCUGGGGACACGACAAAUGCAGAUGGUAAUCACUGUGUGUAAGGCACUGUGGGAAGUGCGUGGGUAGGACUGGCGCAUGGGACUUAACUUCAAGCAACCACAGAGAUAAGGCUGGAGUUGAGGAUGACACUACCAGUGUAGCUUCACAUCCCUGUUGUACAGUGGCUCCUGUCAUCAUUGGGAUUGCUUGGGAGCCCUUCAGCUGCUCAUUCCAGGGAGGCCCAAUGAGUUGUGGUGUGCCUAAGAGACACUGUGGCCUCCCUUGCUCUCUGCUCUGCUCUCCCAGCUCCCUAAUAGAAUUUCCUCCAGAGAAUCAGAGAUCAAGCGUGACUUGAACCUCAAUGGGGGCAGAGUGGGAUUGCUUGGAUACAUUUGAGAGGAGGGAACAGUCUCUCUGGUUAGCCAUGCUCUCCCAACCAGAGCCUCUGCCCUGGUGCCCCACUCCCACCCAGGCCCCACACAUUUGUUGCAAGUGGCCCUCACAACAAUUGUUUUUGAAAUACUGCAUCCCCUGUCAGCAUUUAUAAAGUAGAAAAGCUCACAGCCUUUAAACUGCUGAGUCCAUGAAGGCUGGGGCCUACUCUGCCAGCUUUACAGAGCCAUAAUGCCUGUUAGACCAGCUGGCUAGAUUUGGGAGGCAGCCCAGAGAACUGAGUCACUCCAGUCUACUGACAUUCGGUCUGACACCUUGGCAAAGUGCUAAACAAACAGAAGUCACUGAUGGGAAGCUCAUGCCUUUCCACCAUGAAACCAGUCUCCGGCAACUUUUUUCUCUGGGUUAUUGUUCCUGUUGGAUUUGGUUACGAAAUAAAAAUCAGUGAAAAAACAA